Messenger RNA from Pyrenophora tritici-repentis Pt-1C-BFP, 867 nucleotides. RefSeq names its product EI24 multi-domain protein. Gene Ontology annotation, cellular component: prospore membrane; ascospore wall; lipid droplet. Lineage: Eukaryota; Fungi; Ascomycota; Dothideomycetes; Pleosporales; Pleosporaceae. The record is from RefSeq and is a predicted model, not a curated record.
AUGUCUGAAUCCAGGAUGAGAGUCCCCGACAAGAUCAAGGAAGUCGCGAAGGAGGACUUCGAACAAGCCAGGGAACUUGCUACAGAUGCUGUUCGCUCGGGCGCAUAUCUCUACCCCUUCAAGGGAAUCGCCUACUUCUUCACGCACCGUGCACUAUGGAAGCCUCUCGCCGCCAAGCUCGUUCCGACUGUGUCCCUAGGACUGGGUGUUACGGCGAUGAUGUUUGCUGUCACCUACGUGCCCCAAGCCGCUCUGCUCUCCAUCUUCAACGGCCCGCUCGCCAUCUUCACCACCAUACUGCUUGUUCUUAGUGAAUCCUCCACCAUCUUCUCGGUCCUAAGCAAGAACUUCCUCAUUGAUGAUGCUCUCAUCGACACCUUUGAUGGCACCCUGGUCUGUCGCAACCAGACGACGUUGGUAUCAAACGAGCGCCAGGUGAAGUCAGGAAGCGAUCCGAUCGGAAAGUUGGGCAAGCUCGUCACCAAGCCUUUUGCCAAGUUCACCCCUAGUGCUAUCGUUCGGUAUUUCAUGUACCUGCCGCUGAACUUCAUUCCUGUUGUCGGUACCAUACUGUUCGUCAUCCUCCAGGGACGCAAAUUUGGUCCCACCGCACACGCUCGGUACUUCCAGCUCAAGCAGAUGAAGAAGCAAGAGAAGGAGCGAUUCGUUGAACAACGCAAGGCUGCAUAUGCCAGCUUCGGUAUCCCUGCUGUCCUCCUCGAGCUUGUACCUGUCGCCGGCAUUUUCUUCUCCUUUACAAACACGGUCGGUGCCGCUCUCUGGGCCGCAGAUAUGGAACAAGGCAACACUACCGCCCCCAAUCUGCGCCAGCAAGCCGAGGCAGCAAAGGGCAGAGAUGAGUUGUGA